Molecule: messenger RNA, 1379 nt
Organism: Vespa velutina
Lineage: Eukaryota; Metazoa; Arthropoda; Insecta; Hymenoptera; Vespidae
Product: venom serine protease-like
Exons: 8
Coding region: 97-1269 (390 amino acids)
Biological process (GO): proteolysis
Molecular function (GO): serine-type endopeptidase activity
Source: RefSeq, a predicted model, not a curated record
ACAACGAUAUAGGAAGGAACGUUACAGAUAUUGUUUUAGUAUUAUAUCUCCAUUGAUAGCACCCAAGUCUUCUUUUUCUUUAAGACCAUCAUCGUUAUGAAGCUAGGUAAUUUUUUUUCAAUACUUUGCAUGCUACUAAGGAUCAUAGAAUCCAAGGAUACUAUCGAUUUCAAUUGUGACUACACCCAAGAAUUAAAACCAAAUGUUAAUUAUUAUGUGUAUAAUCCUGAUUACCCAAAUUAUUACAUGGGAGAGCAUAAUUGUAGGUGGAGUGCUAGGAGCAGUGGUCGAAUUAAAUUGAAUUGCACAAUUUUCGAUAUUCCUCCAAGUUCAAAUUGUUCAUUGGAUUUUAUGAAAGUCAAAGUCGACGAUGACAUAGAGUACGUUUUCUGUGGAUUAAAUUCGUUUACAGUGGAAUCGAUAGCAUCGAAAAUGACUAUAAAAUUCCAUUCGAGAUACAAUACUUAUGGAGGCAAAUUUCGAUGUAUUCUCAGAGUAGUCAAAGAGGAAUGUAGAUGUGGUUGGAAAAAUCCGUCGAGAAUCGUAGGUGGUGUUGAAACAGGAGUAAAUGAAUAUCCUAUGAUGGCUGGUAUAGUACAUCUUGAUACACGUUUUUUUUAUUGUGGUGCAACUAUAAUAACUCCACAACAUGUAUUAACGGCGGCUCAUUGCGUUGCGUUGAAUAAAAUGAGUUUAUAUAUUUUAGGAGUUAUUGUUGGAGAACAUAAUAUACGGACAAUUAAUAAUACAAAGACGACUCGACUUUACCUUAUCGAUGAUAUAAUCGUACAUCCGAAUUAUAGGCCAAAAUUGAAUGAUUUAGCGGUUAUUAAAUUGCAGAAGAGAUUAGAAUAUUCUAUGAGAAUUGGUCCAGCUUGUCUUCCGUUUUAUUACACGUGGCGAAACUUUACAGGCACUGUUGUUACAGCUGUAGGUUGGGGUCAUACGAAUUUUCAUGGUAUCAAGUCUGAAGUUUUAAGAAAAGUCGAUUUGCAUGUCAUUUCAGUGAAGGAAUGUAUCAAGUAUCACUUUCUGGCUACAUGUAAGCAACUUUGUACAUUUGAUAUAGGAAAGGAUGCUUGUCAGUUCGACAGUGGUGGUCCAAUUUUAUGGCAAAAUCCAAGAAGCAAUCGUAUUUUUCUUCUUGGAGUUAUCAGUUAUGGAAAAACAUGUGCCGAUGAAGCUCCUGGUGUUAACUUAAGAGUUACUAGUUAUUUAGAUUUUAUUAGAAGGUCAACACCUGAAGAAACAUACUGUCAGGCGUAUUAAAUCAUUAUACAAGACAAAGUUUGAAUGAAAAAUAAGUUUUUUGAUUUAAAUAUUAAAUAAAUAUCUUAAUACGGAAUAUAAAUGGAUGUCUAACAAUUUGUUCGUGACGA